AGUCACGUGGGCCGUUUCCUUGCAUGCUCUCCGUUCUUCCUCGUACAGUCCGACGCUGCAGGCAGCCAUGAGUCUGGAAGCUAUCCGCUACCGCAGGGGCUCCCUUCAAAUCCUCAACCAGCUCUUGCUCCCCCACCAGAGCCUCUACGAAGACGUUGGCAACGUUCGACAGGGCUGGGAAGCCAUCCGGGCUAUGAAGGUGAGAGGUGCUCCAGCCAUUGCCAUUGUAGGUUGUUUGAGCCUGGCAGUGGAGCUGCACAGUAGAGGAAAUGCAGAAGCGAGUGUCAGCAAGCUGGAGAACUUUGUGUUAGAGUCGCUGGACUACUUAGUGAGCGCUCGACCUACAGCCGUCAACAUGGCCCGGGCAGCUCAGGAAUUGGGCUGCUUUGUCCACCAGGAGGCCAAGCGGGAAGGGGUUACAGCUGAGAGUCUGCAAGAAAGUGUGAUCAGCUGGGCAGAAGCCAUGUUGGAGAAAGACCUAAAAGACAACAGAAGCAUCGGGGAACAUGGGGCACGCCACCUCCUGGAGCGAGUAGGACAGGACAAGGUAGUGGUCCUGACUCACUGCAACACAGGCUCACUGGCCACUGCUGGAUAUGGCACUGCGCUUGGCAUUAUUCGCUCCCUGCAUGCCAUGGGCCAUCUGGAGCAUGUCUAUUGCACAGAGACGCGGCCAUAUAAUCAGGGAGCCCGCCUGACUGCCUAUGAGUUAGUGUAUGAGCAGAUCCCUGCCACGCUCAUUGCUGACAGCAUGGCAUCUGUGAUCAUGAAGAAGAAAAAGGUGUCGGCUGUCUUUGUGGGAGCAGACAGAGUUGCUGCCAAUGGAGACACUGCCAACAAAGUAGGAACUUAUCAGUUGGCUAUUGCUGCAAAGCACCAUGGGAUUCCUUUCUAUGUGGCAGCACCACGAACCUCAUGUGACCUGAGCUUGCAACAUGGAGAACAAAUUGCUAUUGAGGAGCGGCCAAGCCAGGAGCUGACAGAUAUCAAUGGAAUACGGGUCGCAGCACCAGGUAUUGGUGUUUGGAAUCCAGCCUUUGAUAUCACCCCUCACGAUCUGAUUACUGGUGGCAUUGUCACUGAAUUCGGUGUUUUUGCUCCUGCUGAACUUCAGGCAGCAUUGACACAGACAGAGAGCCAAGUAUAAAGGUGAUGAGCUCAGCUGUUUCUGGAUUGACUAGACAAGAGUGUGCAUCAGGCGGACUUUCAGCCCUACUCUCUAGAGGAGCCAGCAUUCAAGGUUAAUAGGAUGAGCUGUUCACUCAGCCCUCUCUGUCUUUGUAGUUGUGCAUUGUUAAUGAAUACCCAUUACCUUUCCCA
Molecule: messenger RNA, 1320 nt
Organism: Heteronotia binoei (common prickly gecko)
Lineage: Eukaryota; Metazoa; Chordata; Lepidosauria; Squamata; Gekkonidae
Gene: MRI1
Product: methylthioribose-1-phosphate isomerase 1
Exons: 6
Coding region: 68-1147 (359 amino acids)
Molecular function (GO): S-methyl-5-thioribose-1-phosphate isomerase activity
Source: RefSeq, a predicted model, not a curated record